Molecule: messenger RNA, 720 nt
Organism: Vicia villosa (hairy vetch)
Lineage: Eukaryota; Viridiplantae; Streptophyta; Magnoliopsida; Fabales; Fabaceae
Product: glutamine synthetase leaf isozyme, chloroplastic-like
Exons: 3
Coding region: 31-318 (95 amino acids)
Molecular function (GO): glutamine synthetase activity
Source: RefSeq, a predicted model, not a curated record
UAGAUUUUGGAACCUUCGACGCAAUGGCAGAUGAUAAUCACGAAAACCUCUCAGUGUGCAACUCAGAUCAUAUCAAAGAUGUGGAGUUCUUUAGUUAAGAAACAAAACAAGAAAGUUACGCGUUCGGCUAAAUUUAGAGUUAUGGCAAUCAACUCUGAAAAUGGCACCAUCAAUAGGGUGGAGGAUUUGCUUAAUUGGGACAUCACUCCAUUCAGUGACAACAUAAUUGCUGAGUACAUAUGGAUUGGUGGAACAGGAAUCGAUGUGCGCAGCAAAUCAAGGAGCACACCUUCGUUCACUAUUAUCCUACUGCGAUAGCAAUCUCCGCUCUUUUGGCUGCUUCCAAAAUUGCAUAUCGCAGACUGUAUAGAGAGUGGAGCAGAAAAAACUGAGAAAAUAAAUCUAACAAAACUCAAAGUUUUCAGUGUAUCCUUCUCUAACACAAUUCAAGGAAACAUUUGAAACUACAUGGCAACCCAGGAAUAAUAAGAGGUAAAAGAAAAAUACCCCACGUAAUAGCAGACGAAAGGGAUGCCGGCGUCGGAUUUUGAACCGUGGUGGUGGUGCGAUUCUAAAAUUGUUUGUUCGAAAACAGUUCCGACCAACCAGUGCAAGCGAGUUGAACUUGUGACCUUAAAGGUUGUUGGCACGAUUAUUUAGCGGCUGAAGUGAGGAAAUCCGGUGCUUAUGUGAGGCAGAUAUUCACGAUUUUCGUGUAAC